Molecule: messenger RNA, 1095 nt
Organism: Besnoitia besnoiti
Lineage: Eukaryota; Apicomplexa; Conoidasida; Eucoccidiorida; Sarcocystidae
Product: SAG-related sequence
Exons: 1
Coding region: 1-1095 (364 amino acids)
Cellular component (GO): membrane
Source: RefSeq, a predicted model, not a curated record
AUGGCGUCUACCUUAGGGAUGUUGUGCCCAGGAUCCCGGCCUGCCCACGGGGCCCUGGGGCGGCAGAUCCAACAGCAGUUUCGCCACUCGUCUCGGAGAAUGGGGGCGGCGCUGUCGUGCGCGGUGUUGUUUACAUUCAUUUACUACACACCUUUUUCCGCGGUGGCGGCCGUAGAGACGGUAUCAGCCAAAUGUGAGUCGGGCGAGUCUGAGACCACGUGUACGUGCUCUGAGGGGGCAAAUGGUGAUGCCGCAGACGUCACCACUCUAUCACAAAAGCAAAAUGUACUCAAACUCGAUUGUCAGGCUAGUCUGAAGUGUGCUCCGGAGAACCUUGGGAACAAGGUCUGCGAAGCAAAAGCCGAGGAAUUCACCAACUGUAAUGUGGAACUCUGCAACCUCUUGGCAGGCAAACCGCCUGUGAGCUGGACACCUGUCCCGGAAAAGAGGAAUAAUCAAGGCGAAUCAAAGAGCCUGACUGUCCCACCACAGAACUUCCCGUUCGUCGAUGAACAAUUUGCUGUGGGCUGCAAGGCCAGCGACAACGGGAAAAAGUGCACAUUUACUGUGACGCUGGCAGCCCGCCCUACAGCAAGAGACGGCCAGACUGUCACAUGUGCCUACGGAGCCAGCAGCAACCAGUCCCACCAAAAAAUAAAGCUGAAUCCGACGCAAAACAGUUUCACCCUGGUUUGUGGAGAGAAGGGGAAGGUGCUGCCGACGAGGUACGAGGAGGGAUUCUGUUCUUCAGGAUUGAAGGGAGAUGAGGAGUCUUGUGAGGGGAGCUACACGUCGGUUCUCCCGGGCUAUGAAGCGAAAUGGUGGAGUAAGCAUGAUGCUGACAAUUCAUACACGUUGUCGAUUCCAAAUGACAAGUUUCCGGCGGAGGAAGCGAAGCUCGUUGUCGGAUGCCGACAGAAGCCAUCAUCCGAUCCCGCUAAGGGGGCUACAGCGGCUGCUGUGAGUUCGACUGUGUGUAACGUGGACGUGACGAUCGAGGCCAGUUCGUCUGCGUCUUUGUCUUCGAGGCGUGAAGAUGUGUUUGGUUUACUCGCGGGUGCUGCAGUGAUGACGGUUUUUGCUCACCGUGUGUGA